UUCCGGGCGAGUCGGGCGGGGAGGUCUCUCGAGACCGCCGCCGGCCCCUCGGUGCUGGGGGGGGGGUGAGGUUCUCUCGGGGCGCCCGCCGGCCUCGCGACCCCGGCUGGGUCCCGCGGGGAGCGCCGAGGAGAGAGGAAGCGAGGGAGGGCCGCCCUCCCCUCAGAGUUUUUUUUUUUUUUAAUUUGUCCUGCUCCUUUCCCGGUUGCAAACCCCCCCCCCCCAAAAAAAAAUGCCCAAAAAGAAGCCGACGCCCAUCCAGCUGAACCCGGCCCCCGACGGCUCGGCGGUUAACGGGACCAGCUCGGCGGAGACCAACCUGGAGGCCUUGCAGAAGAAGCUGGAGGAGCUGGAGCUCGAUGAGCAGCAGCGGAAGCGCCUUGAGGCCUUUCUGACCCAGAAACAGAAAGUUGGAGAACUGAAGGAUGAUGACUUCGAGAAGAUCAGUGAGCUGGGUGCUGGCAACGGUGGUGUGGUGUUCAAGGUUUCCCACAAGCCAUCUGGCUUGGUCAUGGCCAGGAAGCUAAUUCACUUGGAGAUCAAACCUGCCAUUCGCAACCAGAUCAUCAGGGAGCUACAGGUUCUGCAUGAAUGCAACUCCCCAUAUAUCGUGGGCUUCUAUGGUGCGUUCUACAGCGAUGGCGAGAUCAGCAUCUGCAUGGAACACAUGGAUGGCGGUUCCUUGGAUCAAGUCCUGAAGAAAGCUGGAAGAAUUCCUGAACAGAUUUUAGGAAAAGUGAGCAUUGCUGUAAUAAAAGGCCUGACAUACCUUAGAGAGAAGCACAAGAUUAUGCACAGAGAUGUCAAGCCCUCUAACAUCCUGGUCAAUUCCCGUGGGGAGAUCAAGCUCUGUGACUUUGGGGUCAGUGGGCAGCUCAUUGACUCCAUGGCCAACUCCUUCGUGGGCACAAGGUCCUAUAUGUCGCCAGAGAGACUGCAGGGGACUCACUACUCCGUGCAGUCGGACAUCUGGAGCAUGGGACUGUCUCUGGUGGAAAUGGCUGUCGGGAGGUAUCCCAUCCCUCCUCCAGAUGCCAAGGAGCUGGAGCUGAUGUUUGGGUGCCAGGUGGAGGGAGACACAGAUGAGACCCCACCGAGGCCAAGGACCCCAGGGAGGCCCCUCAGCUCGUAUGGAAUGGACAGCCGACCUCCUAUGGCAAUAUUUGAGUUGUUGGACUACAUAGUCAAUGAGCCUCCUCCAAAACUGCCAAGUGGAGUAUUCAGUCUGGAAUUUCAAGAUUUUGUGAAUAAAUGUUUAAUAAAAAACCCUGCGGAGAGAGCAGAUUUGAAACAACUCAUGGUUCAUGCGUUCAUCAAGAGAUCGGAUGCUGAGGAGGUGGAUUUUGCUGGUUGGCUCUGCUCUACCAUUGGCCUCAACCAGCCCAGCACUCCAACACAUGCAGCUGGCAUCUAAGCCUUUGGGCAGCAGCGAAGAUCAAGUUCUCUGCCGGGUGGUGUGCCAUGUUGCUUCCAGGCCUAUCUCCCAUGCUUGUCACUGUUCAGACGUGUGCAUCUCACCUGUGACAAAGGAUGAAGAACACAGCAUGUGCCAAAAUUGUACUUGUGACAUUUUUGAAAUUACUGUCUUUGUUACUAUUGUUUUCCCUCUGUGGAUUGGCUUUGUGCGUGGGGCUCCUUGUGUGUAUGUGGGUGAUCCACACACACGCCAGGCUGAAGUCCAGUGAGACUGGUGACAUGAUCCUUGCUGACACUCGCACUGCUGGUCCUGCCCUGACACUUGGGCAGAUUCCCGGGAACAGGGUGGUACGACUUCUCUCAUUGAAGGAGUAGAGGAGCCUUGUGAGACCCCACAGGCAGUGCACGUGGCGCAUGCUUCGCUGCUAUGACAAAUGAGCAUCACACAGUGUCCCUCAUCUUAGUACAUUUGUUUCUGAUGUAGACUCGAGCCGCUUCAUCACAAGCUAGCCAGAGCCCUCCACUGCCAUGAAUAGCCAGGGCUUCACCAGUCUUGUCUACUGUGACUUGUAGACUUCUGGUUGUUUCUGUAUUUAUUUUUCAGUAGACUGUGUGGGGUACUUAGUGGUAUAUGUCUCUCUAAAUUUGGAUUAGUGUUUCCAAAAUGGUGAUAUUUUGAAUGUCACGUGGAUCAAGGCAUUAAAACGUGUCAGACUUGUAUCUCUGCCCCCAUCCAAGUACCGAUACUAUUGUAAACGGGUAUAGUGCCUAAAAUUGUAUGAAAAUCCUUUUAAUCAUUUAAUCCAGAUGUUUAACAAAUUUAAUCUCUUAUUCUAAUAAAUAUGCUAUCAACUUCA
This is a messenger RNA of Perognathus longimembris pacificus (Pacific pocket mouse), 2273 nucleotides long. RefSeq names its product mitogen-activated protein kinase kinase 1 (gene Map2k1). Gene Ontology annotation, biological process: protein phosphorylation. The record is from RefSeq and is a predicted model, not a curated record. Bases 233 to 1414 code for a protein of 393 amino acids. Gene Ontology annotation, molecular function: protein kinase activity; ATP binding. The transcript is spliced from 11 exons. NCBI's taxonomy places the organism in Eukaryota, Metazoa, Chordata, Mammalia, Rodentia, Heteromyidae.